Bactrocera tryoni is the source of this 2039-nucleotide messenger RNA. RefSeq names its product beta-1,3-galactosyltransferase 1-like. Gene Ontology annotation, cellular component: membrane. The coding region runs from base 1 to 1455 and encodes 484 amino acids. The transcript is spliced from 4 exons. Lineage: Eukaryota; Metazoa; Arthropoda; Insecta; Diptera; Tephritidae. The record is from RefSeq and is a predicted model, not a curated record. Gene Ontology annotation, molecular function: hexosyltransferase activity.
AUGGUUCCGGGUCAACGUGAAAAGUGCUUAUUACUGCCACAAAGGAGUCAUCACAAGCGCGACAUCACGGAUAUAUAUUCCUCAACUGACUUGGAAACAGCAGAGGUUGGCAAUAGUGAUAUGGAUUGUAGUGAUGAAGAGCUGGAGUAUAAGAGGACAUCGCAGCAGUAUUAUGGAAAGCACGAGUUUUCCUUCAUUCAAAUAAUGAUGUCGGGAUUGCGUUGGCGAAAACGUGCUGUAAUACGUAUAAUAUGUUGUACAAUGAUAUUACUUUUAAUGUUAAUGUCAUUCUACAUGCCACUUAUUCCGAACAUGCACACACGACAUACUGCACUACCGGAUUGGGGCUUCAAUACGUCCAGGAAUUUAGCUGAUUAUGUGCUACCUGAUAACAACACAGUGAUUCUGGAACCUCAGCAUGUGUGUCAAAAUAAGUUGUUUCUACUGGUUGUUGUUUGUUCAAGUAUACAGAACUUUGCCAUAAGACAAGUCAUACGUGAAACAUGGGGCAACACAUCUCACUUCAAUAUUGGCAUGUUUGCGAAACUACAUAAGCGUUUUGAAGGUCAAUACUUGGAACCGUCGCCAGAACGUUUACAAUACUAUAGCAAAUUCCUAAAUCUGUCAACAAAUGACACACGUACUAUUCCUGUUGUGAUACCGGUAAAAGUUUACUUUAUGUUGGGUCGUCAUGGACCCAAUGCUGAUCCGUCAAAUGAAACAUCAUCACUUAUACGCUCAGAGUUCGAACAAUACGGCGAUAUUAUACAAGAAAAUUUCAUCGAUACUUAUAACAAUUUGACCCUCAAAUCAGUGCUUGCUCUAAAAUGGAUGACUCAACGUUGCGCACGGCGAUCGGCAUUCUUUAUGAAAGUGGACGAUGAUACUUUCCUAAAUGUGCCAAAUCUUCUGCACUACCUAUUAGGUGGCACGAUACCGCUCUACAACGAUACUUUGGAUUUGUAUGACACAAACACAUACCAUGUGUUAUUACCACGAAAUCGCUUCAACAUUACCAGAAAUUACCUGGGAGGUCAUUUAUUUUGUUCCUCACGACCAGUGUCGUUGGUUAGCAAUAAAUGGUAUAUGCCAUACUACAUGUUUCCGGGCGAUAAAUAUCCAAAAUACUUGAGCGGCUCGGCAUAUGUUAUGUCUGCCGACGUGGUACCACGAUUAUACCAAGCCGCUCUAAAUACCACCUUCAUACACAUCGAAGAUGUCUACUUAACAGGCAUAUGCGCAGAAAAAAUUCGCCUACCCCGUCGUCACAAUGCACUAUUUAGUUAUACUCGUGCCAGGGACUGGUGCAGUUUUCGUGGAAGCAUCUCGCAGCAUGAAGUGAAAGAUGAGAGUAUGUUGGAUGCCUAUUUAUAUGUGACCAAUACGAGCUUGUAUUGCGCGCCUCCUGCUAAAUAUAUGAAUAAGCGCUUGCAUAAGCAAAUCGGCUGUGUUUGAGUAUAUGAAAAUUGAGACUGUCGUGCGAAUGUUAUAUUUAUGUAUAUUUCGAUUAUUGUCGUAUUUUAAUGUUCUUUAGUUAUUUGAUUUUUAUUUUGUGUUUCGUUUUGUUUUCAUAUUUUGCACCACCGUUAAGAAUGUGCUUCGCAUUAGAUUAAGUUGAAGAAAAAGUACGCACUAAUAUGCACGUGUACAUAUGUAUAUACAUAUAUAAAAGUUAUUCUAUAUUCAUAAGUAUUUGAAAGCUACAGAUGAUUUAAAAAAUAUUUUAAAUUUCCACUUAACCGCAUUAUAUGCAACCUGCUCCACAACCAUUUCGCACAAGUUAAUCAAGUAAGCAAAGAAAUAGUCCAAAUACAAGAACAAUAUCAGUAUGUUAUUUUAAUUACUUAUGCAUGUAGCUGUGUACGUCCCUAAUCAAAUCUACAUAUGUAAGUCCCAAUACACGAUUAGGCAAUAAUAGUUUUAACAUAAUUCAAGUUUUUACUAAAGUUUACCAAAUUAUUCUUAUGGAUUAAGCUAAAGUCUGUCCUUGUUUAACAAAGUCUGUCAUUUGUUGUAAACUGAAAGUUCUAUUCGUAAAA